GCGCUCGAUAUAUCGAUAUAUCUCGAAGUCGUUCGAGUAACAGUGUAUAAAACAUCUGAGACGUCCAAUUCUAACUUGCACGUUCAUUGUUCCGUUCGGUUCUCCAUUGCUCGGUCGUUCCGUGCUCGUGCCACCAUGGGGCGACGACCAGCAAGAUGCUAUCGGUAUUGCAAAAAUAAGCCUUACCCUAAAUCACGGUUUUGCCGUGGUGUGCCUGAUCCGAAGAUUCGAAUUUUCGACCUGGGAAGAAAAAAGGCUAGAGUGGAAGAUUUUCCUCUCUGCGUUCAUCUGGUAUCUGAUGAAUAUGAACAGCUGUCGUCGGAGGCUCUGGAAGCUGGAAGAAUUUGCGCCAAUAAGUACAUGGUUAAGAAUUGCGGUAAGGAUCAGUUUCACAUCCGUAUGAGACUGCAUCCUUUCCAUGUCAUCCGAAUCAAUAAAAUGUUAUCAUGUGCCGGGGCUGAUAGGCUCCAGACAGGAAUGAGAGGAGCUUUUGGAAAGCCUCAAGGGACAGUGGCACGUGUUAGAAUUGGCCAGCCUAUCAUGAGUGUGCGAACUAGUGACCGCCACCGAGCAGCUGUUAUUGAAGCUCUGCGACGUGCCAAAUUCAAAUUCCCUGGACGACAGAAGAUUUAUGUGUCUAAGAAGUGGGGUUUCACCAAGUAUGAUAGAGAAGUUUAUGAGAAUCUGAGAGAUGAAGGGCGACUAGCUAGUGAUGGUUGCAAUGUCAAGUACCGCCCAGAACAUGGUCCCCUUGAUGCUUGGAAGAAGGUCCAACUUGAAUUGGCCCAGGUGGCUUAACAUUGUUUCAGAAUUGGUUCAAUAAAUGAUUUUUGAGAUCAGUA
This is a messenger RNA of Gryllus bimaculatus (two-spotted cricket), 842 nucleotides long. The record is from the annotation of a GenBank genome assembly. Lineage: Eukaryota; Metazoa; Arthropoda; Insecta; Orthoptera; Gryllidae.